AUGGCCGACGAGAACGGAUCUGAUAUGAGUGAAGCUCAGAAGACGAUUGAGCGAUUCAAAGUCAAGAAACUUAUUCAGAUGCUAGAAUCUGCACGUGGGAUGGGUACCAGUGUGAUUAGUAUUUAUAUGACCCCAAAGGAACAAGUUUCCGGCAUGGUCACGAAGCUCAACAACGAGCACGGCACUGCCACCAACAUAAAGUCGCAUACCAAUAGACUGAGCGUCCAGAACGCGAUUACCACCGCGCUUGGUCGACUCAAGCAGUUCAACCGGGUUCCUCCGAACGGUCUGCUUUUGUACUCCGGUACCGUACUCAUGUCCGACAACAAGGAGAGGCGGCUCACUUUGGACAUUGAACCCUUCAAACCCGUCAGCCGCUCUCUCUACCUGUGCGACAAUAAAUUCCACACCGAAGAGCUCCACCGCAUGCUCGAGUCCGACGAUAAGUUCGGCUUUAUCGUGAUGGACGGCAGCGGCACCCUGUACGCGACGCUGUGUGGAGAUAUGAAAGAGAAGCUAGGCUCUUUCACCGUGGAGCUGCCGAAGAAGCACGGUCGAGGGGGGCAGAGUAAGAAUCGAUUCGCACGUAUUCGCGAGGAGAGGCGGCACAAUUACGUGCGCAAGGUUGCAGAAAACGCCGUGAGCUACUUUAUCACGAACGACCGCCCGAAUGUACGCGGUCUCGUACUUGCCGGCUCUGCGGACUUCAAGGAGGUGCUCUAUCAGUCUGAUCUAUUUGAUCCACGCCUAAAGGAGGUAGUCCUGAAGAUCGUCGACGUUGCACACCCCGGGGAUGUUGGGUUCAAUCAAGCGAUCGAACUCGCCGCGGAUGCCCUCUCCAGUGUUAAGCUUGUGCAGGAGAAGAAGCUUCUCCAGGGCUUCUUUGAUCAGAUUGCGCGCGACACCCAACAGUAUUGCUUCGGUGUCAACGAUACCAUGCGUUGUCUGGAAGCGGGUGCUGUGGAGACGCUCAUUUGCUACGAGAAUCUUGAAAUGAAUCGCUUUGUGGUCACCAAGAACAAGGGAUCAGACAACGAAGAGGUGGAGGUGCAUCUGCUCACUCAAAAAGAAGCUAAUGAGAAAAACAUUCACGCUCACGAGGCGGGAAAGACGCAGAACGAAAUCUCAAGCGAAGACUUUGUCGAAUGGCUGACGCUGAACUACCAAAAGUUUGGAUGUACCUUAGAGUUAAUCAGUAACCGUAGUCAAGAAGGUACACAAUUCGUUCGAGGUUUCGGUGGAAUCGGUGCCGUGCUUCGGUAUAAAAUUGAUGUAAUGGCACUCCGAGAUCAUGAAAAAAAGGUAGAGGAAGAAAAUGAAAAGACUGGUGUGAAUGAAGACUUCGAUUUCGAUGACGAUUUUAUGUAA
Phytomonas sp. EM1 is the source of this 1368-nucleotide messenger RNA. The record is from the annotation of a GenBank genome assembly. NCBI's taxonomy places the organism in Eukaryota, Euglenozoa, Kinetoplastea, Trypanosomatida, Trypanosomatidae.